AAUUCAAAAUUUGCUGUAAACAAAAUUUAAGUCAAAAUGGGUAAACAGGUGGAAGAACAGAAGGUGCAUUUCAGUCAGAAGACGGACUACUCCCAUACCCUCGAAAGGAUGUGCGAAGAAUUUGAUAUAAAGUUCUCGUCCAACGUUCCCUCGCCAAUCAACGGAUUGGAUGACUACGAUAUUAAGGCCACUCUGGGAGCUGGCUCCUUUGGCAAGGUGCAGCUUGUCAAGGAUAGAAAAUCCGGGGCCUACUACGCCUCCAAGGAGCUGAACAAGGACCAGGUUAUAAAGUCCAAGCAGGUGGUACAUGUGAUGAACGAAAAGACAGUUCUGCGCUCAAUGUUGUUUCCCAACGUGGUGCAUCUUGUGGCUUCCUACAAGGACUUUGAUAACCUGUACCUUGUUCUGCCCCUCAUUGGAGGUGGCGAACUCUUCAAUUACCAUCGAAAGGUUCGCAAGUUCAGUGAGACCCAGGCUCGAUUCUACGCCGCCCAAAUCUUUUUGGCUCUAGAGUAUAUGCAUGCUUGCAAAUUACUCUACAGAGAUCUUAAACCCGAAAAUAUAAUGCUCGAUAAGAACGGUUAUAUUAAGGUCACAGACUUUGGAUUUGCCAAGAAGGUUGAGACCCGUACCAUGACAUUGUGUGGAACUCCGGAGUAUUUGCCGCCGGAGAUUAUUCAGUCGAAACCCUAUGGAUCCAGCGUCGACUGGUGGGCAUUUGGGGUGCUGGUCUAUGAGCUCGUCGCCGGAAACACACCCUUUUCCCCUUUUAAUCGCGAUGUGAUGAUCAUGUACAGCAAGAUUUGCGAAGCUGCGUACAAAAUACCCACCACCUUUAGUUCUCAGUUGCGUCAUCUAAUAGAUCAUCUCCUUCAGGUGGAUCUCUCUAAGCGCUACGGGAACCUAAAGAACGGCACUCGAGACAUCAAGGAGCAUGAAUGGUUCAAGGAGGUGGAAUGGAUACCGAUGCUCAAUCAGACACUAAAUGCUCCUUAUGUGCCUUACAUCAGCAAUCCGGAGGACAUCUCCAACUUUGAAAAAGUAGUCGAUAGGCCGCGCCCAAAGUCGAAGAUAAAUCGUCAUGAGGAAGUCUUUAAGGAUUUCUAACUGCCAUUGUCUCUGAAUCUCUGAUUCAGUUACGGAUGUUAUGAAAAUUCAAAUUCUCUGUACAUUGAGUUACG
Molecule: messenger RNA, 1181 nt
Organism: Drosophila serrata
Lineage: Eukaryota; Metazoa; Arthropoda; Insecta; Diptera; Drosophilidae
Product: cAMP-dependent protein kinase catalytic subunit 2-like
Biological process (GO): protein phosphorylation
Cellular component (GO): cAMP-dependent protein kinase complex; cytosol; nucleus
Molecular function (GO): cAMP-dependent protein kinase activity; ATP binding
Source: RefSeq, a predicted model, not a curated record